AUGGCAAUUGCCAACAGGAGUGAUGUUGUCAUUGACAUGCAUCCUUGCUAUCAAAUAGAUAAUUUCUCUUAUGUACUAACAAGUGAGCCUUCUGUCGGCUGUGUUUGUCUGUAUAUUUUCCUUGCAUUAUUGUCUGUAGUUACAAUAUGUGGAAACCUCCUUGUAAUGAUCACUAUCUUUUACUUCAAACAGCUUCACAUUCCUACAAAUUAUCUCAUUCUCUCUCUGGCUGUGGCUGAUAUGCUUGUGGGGAUUAUUGUUUUCCCCCUCAGCAUGGCCUUUUUGCUGAGCUCAUGCAUUUAUCACGAGGACUUGCUCUGCAAAAUACGAGGCAGUUUCGACAUAUCCCUGAGCACUUGCUCUAUUUUGAACCUAUGCUGCAUUGCCAUUGAUAGAUAUUAUGCAGUGUGUCAGCCUCUGACAUACAGGGCAAAAAUGAAUCAUUGUGUUGUUGCGAUCAUGAUAUUGAUCAACUGGGGGGUGUCUGCUCUAAUAGCGAUUGGUGUCAUGAUUUCUGGAUUGCAGAGUGAAAACUGCGAGGAAAAGUGUUUAAUUGAUGUUCUCAUGGAAAACACGAUUGGGCCUUUAUUAUCUUUCUACUUACCGGUGGUCAUAAUGCUGUGUAUCUACCUGAAGAUUUUGCUUGUUGCACUGAGACAUGCACGCAGCAUCCAGACCUCAACCAGGCCUGGAUUGGUUGUCAGCAAGGUUGAGAGAAAAGCCACCAAAACUCUUGCUACAGUUUUGGGAGUUUUUUUGAUCUGUUGGACUCCUUUCUUUCUUUGUAUAACCUUUCUGCCUUUUAGCGACGUUGUGGUACCAGUUCCAGUCAUUGAAACACUUAACUGGCUGACUUUGUCCAACUCAAUGCUCAAUCCGUUUAUCUAUGCAUUCUUUUACAGCUGGUUCCGAUCUGGAUUCAGAAUGAUCAUAUCGGGGAAACUAUUCCUCUGUGAUUAUACAAAUUCAGCAUUGCUUUGA
Messenger RNA from Dunckerocampus dactyliophorus (ringed pipefish), 981 nucleotides. Its product is annotated as trace amine-associated receptor 1-like. Gene Ontology annotation, biological process: G protein-coupled receptor signaling pathway. Bases 1 to 981 code for a protein of 326 amino acids. The transcript has a single exon. Gene Ontology annotation, molecular function: trace-amine receptor activity. Gene Ontology annotation, cellular component: membrane. The record is from RefSeq and is a predicted model, not a curated record. Lineage: Eukaryota; Metazoa; Chordata; Actinopteri; Syngnathiformes; Syngnathidae.